Messenger RNA from Ipomoea nil (Japanese morning glory), 1144 nucleotides. RefSeq names its product peroxidase 3-like. NCBI's taxonomy places the organism in Eukaryota, Viridiplantae, Streptophyta, Magnoliopsida, Solanales, Convolvulaceae. Gene Ontology annotation, biological process: hydrogen peroxide catabolic process; response to oxidative stress. Gene Ontology annotation, molecular function: peroxidase activity; heme binding. Gene Ontology annotation, cellular component: plant-type cell wall; plasmodesma. The record is from RefSeq and is a predicted model, not a curated record. The transcript is spliced from 4 exons. Bases 54 to 1043 code for a protein of 329 amino acids.
CCCAAUUAAGAUCGAAAGUUUCUAGUACUUGAGAAGUUACAAGUACACUAAAAAUGGCUAAAUUUUGCUAUUUUGGGUUUGUAAUCUUGUGUUUUCUAGGAAUUAUUGUGGGAUCUGUUCAUGCUCAGCUAAAGAUGAACUUCUAUGCCCAGACUUGCCCAAAAGCAGAGAAACUGGUUGAAGAAUAUGUGAAAGAGCACAUCCCAAAUGCUCCAUCUUUAGCAGCAGCCAUGAUCAGAAUGCAUUUCCAUGAUUGCUUUGUCAGGGGAUGUGAUGCGUCUGUUCUUCUGAACUUCACUUCAGCAACAAAAAACCAGACAGAAAAGACGGCUAACCCGAAUCUGACACUGAGAGGCUUUGGAUUCAUUGAUGGGAUAAAGAGGAUAGUGGAGAAAGAGUGUCCCGGAAUUGUGUCUUGUGCUGAUAUUCUUGCCUUGGCUGCUAGAGAUUCUGUUCUGGUCAUUGGUGGUCCUUACUGGAAUGUUCCGACCGGCCGGAGAGACGGCCGGAUAUCCAACGCCACGGAAGCUCUCAACAAUAUCCCACCUCCGUUUAGCAACUUCACUGUUCUCCAAACCCUCUUUGCCAACCAAGGGCUAGACCUCAAGGACCUCGUCUUAUUAUCUGGUGCGCAUACAAUUGGCAUCUCUCACUGUUCAUCUUUCUCGAAUCGUCUAUACAACUUCACCGGGGUUUUUGGCACCCAAGAUCCAUCGCUCGACAGCGAGUAUGCAACGGUUCUCAAGGCGAGAAAAUGCAAGUCAAUUAACGACAAUACAACCAUAGUAGAAAUGGAUCCUGGGAGUUUCAAAACAUUUGACCUUAGCUACUACAAAUUGGUGCUGAAAAGAAGGGGGCUUUUCGAGUCCGAUGCAGCCUUGUUAACCAACCCGACAACCAAGUCGUUCAUCGACAAGCUAGCUCAGGGGUCACUGCAGGAUUUCUAUGCCGAGUUCGCGACGUCGGUGGAGAAACUUGGGAGGAUUCAGGUGAAAACAGGGUCGGAUGGUGAGAUCAGGAAACAAUGUGCAGUUGUAAAUUAACAGCUGAAUUUUGAUUUGUCCCAUGUUUUCAAUAAUGUUGUGUGGUGUGGGAUUUAUGUUGAGGAUAUGAAGAUUGUAUAAAUAACCUCAUCAGUAACUAG